Messenger RNA from Didymodactylos carnosus, 1896 nucleotides. The record is from the annotation of a GenBank genome assembly. NCBI's taxonomy places the organism in Eukaryota, Metazoa, Rotifera, Eurotatoria, Philodinida, Philodinidae.
AUGAACAGUUUGAAAAUAGACAAGUGGAGUUUUUUUUUAUUUAAGAAUAAUAUAUCCUCAACAUCAAAAUCUGAUUCUGGUGACGAUGUAACAACAAUCCCAAGUGAACAGCCACCAUCCCCAUUGAUUUUACCAAUUGAUAAUCUUACUAAUAAAUUAUCGGAUGAAACAACAUCAUCAUUAUCAUCUUAUCCAAUAGCCAUUGUACGAUUAAAUUCUCGAUGUGAAAAAUUGAAACAACAAAUACAACUUUUAACAAAUCAAUUGACUGAAAGUCAGAUAACAGAAAAAUAUGCUAAAGAUGAAUGUGCUAAAUACUUACAAAUCUAUGCACGUAACAAUGAACGUUUUAUCACGUUUGAACGAAAACAACUAGCUCAAAUGAAAACACUACUCAGUAUACUAACACCAAAACAACACAAUAUACUAGCAGAAAUAUCUGCGCAGACACAUCCGGUAGGAACUAAAGCUACGGAUGAUUUACCAAAACGACGUGCAUUUACCAGUCCUUCAGGGCCUUAUAUAAAUCCCUCCUUGCCAAUAUCUGACCCUUCAUCAACACUUCAAAUAACAAACGAUGGUCAAGCUAUUGAGACAGGUUUAGCAGAAAGAACUGCUAAAGAAGAGCAGGAUGAUGAUACUAAGUUACUUGCGGCUAGACUGCACAAAUCGGAAACCGAUUGGGAAGAUCUUCUGUAUCAGAUUACACAAAUCAUGGAUCUUUCGCAAAAUUUUUGCGAAAAAUGUUCGACAUACCGUGAUGAUAAUGAAAAAUUACGUAUAGCAAGUAGUCAGAAACAAGAAGAAAAUGUAAAAUUAAUUUACGAUCUAUCAGUUGCCAUAGCGGAAUGUGAAAAACAAAGUCAGUUACGUGCUCAUGUAGAACAACAACUACAUGAUGCUAAUAAAUUAGUUGAACAAUUGGUAAGUCUAUUUAAAAAAGUUGAGAAGAAUGAAGCUGAUUUUCGUGAUACGAAGACACACUAUGAAAAUUUAUUCAUUGAACAAGUAAAUAAUGUUAAAAAAUUAGUUAAAGAACGUGAAUUAUUGAAUUUAUACAUAAAACGAUUAGAAACAGAAAAUCAUUCAUUAAUAACAAUAAACACAGAAGAAACAACACGAAUACUUUCACAUACUACACAGUGUCCAACAACAAUUGAAGAAUCAUGGGGAUUACUACAGAAAUUACGAGAACAACUAAUCAAUCAAUUAAAACUAGAACAAAAAUUACGAAAUGAUUUACAAUUACUUCAUAAUAAUUACCAAGCCGACAUUAGAGAACGAGAACAAAUUGAAAAUUUACUCAAUCGAGAUUUAAAUACAGCAAAAGAUGAAAUAAUUGUAUUACAAAGUAUUCAGACAGAAUAUGAACGUAUUACAGGAUUGAAAAAUAAUCUAGAAAAACAAUUGGAGCAUAAAGUAAUUGAAUUGAAUACAACAAAAACUGUUUCCACAACACUCACAAAUCAACUGAAAGAAAAAUUAGAAUUAUUAGAUCAAACAAAGUCAAAAACUGACGAAGACAAUAUUGCAUUACGUAUUCAAUUACAAAAAAUGAAAAUUGAUCUUGACAACAGUGAAUUAGUUCAAAGAGAUUUUGUCAGAUUAUCUCAGUCAUUACAAAUUCAGUUAGAAAAUAUUAGAGAGUCUGAGCAUGUGUUAAGGUGGCAUAAUGAAGAAGAUUAUCAUGACUGUAUGAAUUGUAAAACACCCUUCACAGUCACUUGGAGAAAGCAUCAUUGCAGACACUGUGGAAAAGUGUUAUGCAAAGAUUGUACUAACAAAACAGUCUAUACUGGACCAAAUAAUCGGGCAUCUCGUGUAUGUGACGUGUGUUAUACAUGGUUGGUGAAAGAUUCACAACCAUAUUUUCACUCAACUGUUCCAGAAAUAUGA